Messenger RNA from Colletotrichum godetiae, 1587 nucleotides. RefSeq names its product major facilitator superfamily domain-containing protein. The record is from RefSeq and is a predicted model, not a curated record. The transcript has a single exon. NCBI's taxonomy places the organism in Eukaryota, Fungi, Ascomycota, Sordariomycetes, Glomerellales, Glomerellaceae. The coding region runs from base 1 to 1587 and encodes 528 amino acids.
AUGGCCAUAUUCACAGGCUUCGUCGAGAGGCUCAAAUCUUUCAGCCCGCAGGAAAGAAGGGCAAUAUUUUUCUACAUCUGCGGCAUCAUGCUGUACAAAUUUGGCCUGGAGGCGUUCAACGGGUCCAUCACGGCACUCGCUACCAACCGUUACGACUAUGAAAGCGACACCAGAGGCACCCCGUCACGAACUUUUGAGCGUCUCGGUCUCCUCCAGGGAUUGAACCAAGCCACGCAGUGUGUCGGUUCCAUCCUCAUUGCACCCCUGAUCAAACACUACCCAACGAAGAAUGUACUCUCAGCAGCCAUACUCCUGUUUGGCCUGAUGACGGCGAUCUUGCUCAUCCUCGAUGCUGCGACGGGAGGCACUUUUGUUCCAGAAGCUUAUCGCAAGAAGCAUCCCAAGGACGAGUGGUCUUACUACGGAGAUUACAACAAUGACGCCAUCAUACCCAUCUACACGGUCACCGGUAUCGCGUACGGCAUGGUCGAACUCAUCCGCCGCGUUAUCCCUCGAGAUAUCGUUGGAGGCAACGUUCAGAAACUUCGCCAGAUGGAUAGCUUGGUGCAUAUCUUCUACGAAGUCGCCGGUACAUCAGGCGCCUUCGUCACCGCGCUGGUCUUGAUACCCAACCUAGGCAACAAUCGCUCCUUUGUCAUCACCCCGAUCUGCUUCUCUCUUGCAGCUAUUCUAUGGUUGUUCGUUGUAGACGGGAGUCACGACCGCAACGCCCUCGCGCGAGCUGAGGCCCGCAAGAGCAACUAUUUUGUCAACAUUGGCAAGGGGUUCCUUCUCUUCUUCGAGUCCAUCUGGGUCGGCGCAAGGAUUUUGUUCACGUCAACAAGAUUCGUCUGGCUUGUCCCGGCAUAUGGCGUAGCUCUCUACGGCCACCGAUACCUCGAAAACGGCAUCGCGCCCCAAGUCGCCCGACGGUACCUGGGUAACUCGGCAUGGUCGCAGAUCAUGGUCGGCGGUUCCAACUUUGGUGAACUUCUGGGUGCCCUAUUCGUUUUCCUAUUCACAAACGUGGUCAAGACGCCUAUCCCGUGGCUUCGCCUCGAUGCCCUCAUGCUGCUCAUUGUUUGGUAUAUCCCCUACUGGUACCCGCCCUCGGGACAAGUAGGUCAGGCCUGGAUCGUGGCCGCCACCUUCUUACCGGUUUCCUUCGGGUGGGCUGCAGGAGACGUAUCGCUGGCUGCCUUUAUCCAGGCUUCCCUCGCCAGGCUCGAAAACAAGGAGGACAGGGUUUCGCCUCUGGGUGCUGUCAUGGCUUUCUUGUACUCCUUCUAUAUUGUUACGUACGCGAUUGCCGGUACUUUCCUGGGAAGGUAUCUCGAUGGCGUUUACAACCGAACAGGAUCAGUGCGAGAGGCACUGGUGAACACCGCCGGAGUGCACUUCACCGUCAUCAUGGCAACGGUCUUUGCGUCGACGUUUAUUCCCAAGGGUUCUCGGUGUUUUAAUCCCGAGAUGCUGGAUGACACGAAGCUGGAUGAGGACAUUGAAGAGUACCCGCCUUCGCCAUCUGACAAGGAUAUCAUGAGUGAGGUUGGGCUGAAAAAGGAGGCGCCCGCGAUCGUCGUGUGA